ACGGACCCUAGCUGUCUAUCGAAAUGCUGGACAAAUAAGCACUAGUGUGCACGGAGAUCGAAUGUGUUAUUAACCUUAGAAUUAAUAGUAUUGCUAGAAUUAUCUGUCGGGCAGAGAAAAGUAUAUUAUUGUGUUGCACUGUCGAAACAAAGGUUGAGGGCAAAACAAAAAUAUCAAAGUGCAGUCACUGAAAAAGUACUUGGAAUUAAAAGAACUGCAAAGGUUCCAGCAUGUAUCACAACAGUUCGCAGAAGAAAUACUGGACAUUUGACAAGGAGGAGACUUUGGAAAGACUGAGAUACCAGGCCAACCAGAAGUGUCGUGAAAAAAUCCUUAGUAGCGGGAAGGCUGGGGUGAAUGAAUCCUUCCUUCUGGAUCCCCUUGAGGAAGAUGUUCUGUUCAGACACUACGAGAAGCGGCUUCUCGACUUCUGCGCUGCUUUCAAACCCAUCAUGCCCAAGUCUGUUGUGGGCACAGCGAAUAUGUAUUUUCGAAGAUUUUACCUGAACAAUUCCUUAAUGGAAUAUCAUCCUAGGACCAUCAUGCUGACCUGUACGUACCUGGCCUGCAAGGUGGAUGAGUUCAACGUGUCGAGCUCUCAGUUCGUGGGGAACCUGCAGGAGAACCCGGCCGGGCAGGAGAAGGCCCUGGAGCAGAUCCUGGAGUACGAGCUCCUCCUCAUCCAGCAGCUCAACUUCCACCUGGUGGUGCACAACCCCUAUAGGCCCAUGGAGGGCUUCCUCAUCGACCUCAAGACGAGGUACGUGACGCUGGAGAACCCGGAGGUUCUGCGCAAGACGGCGGACGACUUCCUGAACCGGGCCACCAUGACGGACGCGGGCCUCCUGUUCUCGCCGUCGCAGAUCGCCCUGACGGCCGUGCUCAACAGCGCCUCCCGGGCCGGGCUCAACAUGGAGAGCUAUCUGACAGAAUGCAUGGGGCUGAAGGAGGACAAGGAAACCCUUUCAAAGAUGAUUGAUUCCAUGAGACGGAUAAAAAACCACGUUAAGAAAUACGAGCCCCCGAACCUGCAGGACGUCGUCGCUUGCAAACAGAAGCUGGAGCGGAUCCACGCGGAUUUCGUUACGAACACAAACUCAAAAAGGAAGAGGGGGUAUGAAGACGACGACCAUGUCACCAAACAUCACCACGUCGCAGAGGAGGAAUGGACUGAUGAAGAUCUGGAGUCUCUCUGAAGAAUGAACCAAGAGCACGUUCAUUAGCAGUUUCUUAGAGCUGCUUGCUUGGAGAGUGCAAAAAUAUUUGACCUGUAUCAGUGCCACUUAAAUAGAAAAUGCUUUUGUAAAGCAGAGGAGAACGACUGUCUGUGUGGUCAAUGUUAAGGCUGGCUGCCAAUUAAGUUUUCUUUGUUCAAAUUUUCAAAUAUGUUGUCUUAUUCCAUUUUUCUUGCAGUGGCAGCAGGGUCUAUGUUCUUAAUAUUAGUUAAAUUUGUUUUUUGUAGGUUUAUUCAUAAAUAUUAAAGCCUUUGUGAAAACAUUGCUUUUUGUAUGGCUUACCAUGCUUACAGACAUUUCUUUAAAAAUGUACAUGUAAAUACUAAGGGUCAAAGAUUUGUCUCUGAAGUUUUGUGAAUAUUCUUCAUCAUACUGGCUUCUUAAAAGGUUACAGAACAAUUGUGUAGGAGUCUGAAACACUUUGAAUACUCCCAUCUUGGGAGUUUAACUCAUUUUUAAUGUCCACACAAUACAUUUCCUUAAGACGUAUAAAAAACUAGGAAUUAACAUUCAAAGUAUAUUCAACACACAGCUAGUGAAUUCCAUGAAAUUUCAGAAACUUGGCCACUUAAAAGUCUUACCUGAAGCAGCCAUUUGACGUAAUUUGGAAAAUAACAAAUUAAGAUAAUUAAAUAAUUAAGCUUACUCUCUAUGUUUUUCAAUAAAACAUUUUUCAUCAUAUAAAUCUCGGAAAUAAUUUAAGGUUAGAGCAAGGGUUAGGUUAAUUUAGGGUUCAGGGGAUUAAGUUUUAAAGACAUUUCUGAUGAAAAAGUGAUUUCCGUGGAAUAUUAGACUAUAGUCUUGUGCCUGAAACGUGAACAAAUUUUAAAUAUGUAUUUUUUUCAUUCAGGCAGAUGGGAAAUGAUGUUUGUUCAACAACCACAGUGAAAUAAAUGAAUAAAGAAAAUAUGCUUGGAGGACAUUUAUAUGGACAAAUGAGAUUCAGUGGAAAAUGAAUACACAAUAUGUCUUAUGUCUAAAACAUGAAGAAAUGGCACAAAAUUUAAAUAAACAGCUGUGCAGCUGAGACCACAAGAUUUAAUUGCUAAAAUGGUAAUGAACUACUGCCAUUUGUUGAGCCCGAAUAUACUCCUGUAAAAACAUGUAAAUAUUAAUUGUGAACCUGGAAUACACUACAGCGAAGCUUAAUAAAGCAAGACCCUCCGUUGUGCAGGCAUGGAUAGAGCUGUGUUCUGACAUCUCAGACUGUAUUUUAAAAUAGCUAAUUUUAAUUGUUUACUAUAUACUUUGUGUUAUUUAGUCCAGAAUAUAUAACAUGUAUCGCAAUGUGCGCUUGUUGAUUUUGCCUGUCCAGGGUGUAUUCCUGCCUCUCGCCCAAUGCACGCUGGGUUGGGGCUCCAGAACGCCCCGCGACCCUGCUCAGGAUAAGUGGGUAUAGAUAAUGGAUGGAUAGUCUGAGAAGUCCUAUGAAUGUUCUUACUUUAUCAUACUAGCUGCAUUCUCUCAGUAGGUGGCAGAAAAUGUACCUUUGAGGACUGAAAACUCCCAAAUAUCGGAAUGUCAGUGUCAUUUGUAGCCACACCAAGACUCAGAACUAUAUUUUCAGGGGAGCAGUGCCUUAGAUGUUCAUUUUCAGUGUCUUCACUGAACAUCUUACCUAAACUAAAAACAGCCAGCUGUAACUUAAGAUACUGACCGAUACUA
Molecule: messenger RNA, 2900 nt
Organism: Anguilla anguilla (European eel)
Lineage: Eukaryota; Metazoa; Chordata; Actinopteri; Anguilliformes; Anguillidae
Gene: ccnh
Product: cyclin H
Exons: 10
Coding region: 231-1196 (321 amino acids)
Biological process (GO): regulation of transcription by RNA polymerase II; DNA-templated transcription; regulation of cyclin-dependent protein serine/threonine kinase activity
Cellular component (GO): nucleus; transcription factor TFIIK complex
Molecular function (GO): cyclin-dependent protein serine/threonine kinase regulator activity
Source: RefSeq, a predicted model, not a curated record